UUCCGUCUAGACACAAGUUGACGUCGAAUUUUAGUUCCUACCAGAACAACCAAACAAUGAUAAAAUCUAGAAAUAUCCCCCUCGGGCGAGUCGCUUGGCUCAUCUUUUAGCCACUCAUCCGGCAUUUGCCAACACUCCCAAUUUUAAAACGGCGAAAAUAUGUUGAUUUUGCGUUUCUGGAACAUUUUGUAGCGUUUGGUGUUUUGUGCUAUUGCGCAACACGUUCGCAAAUAGCAGCCGGCUUAGUUUAGCCUAGCAUAAUUUAGCUUGAAUACGCUGGGCUGAGAUGACAAGUGCACUUUUCCUGCUGCCCUCACGGCUGUAAAGACAUAUUUAUUUGGCCAGCUUCACUUUCACGGCUUUCUGCUGCCGCUGUUGGGGCGAGACAAUGAAGACGUGUUGAGUCCAGCUAGCUGCUAGGUCAGCUCUUCCUUCCUUCCUUUCCUGCACAUUUAGUUCCUCUUCCUAAGGAGCCCCGCACUAAAUUGUGGAGUAAUAUGAGCGCUAUGCGAGUGGAUGCCAAGGUGGUGAUGCUGGGCAAGGAGAGUGUGGGCAAAACCAGCCUGGUGGAGCGUUACGUCCACCACCGCUUCUUGGUCGGACCUUAUCAGAAUACUAUCGGAGCCGCUUUUGUGGCCAAACCAAUCCAGGUGGGAGACAAAGUGAUCACUUUGGGAAUAUGGGACACAGCUGGGUCGGAACGCUAUGAAGCCAUGAGCAGAAUUUACUACCGAGGCGCUCGAGCUGCUGUCGUCUGCUACGAUCUGACGGACAGCAGCAGUUUCCAGCGAGCUCGUUUUUGGGUGAAAGAGUUGCAAAAUUGCGAGGAGCACUGUAAGAUUUACCUGUGCGGUACCAAGAGCGACCUGAUCCAAGGAGACCGGAGUCUGCGUCAAAUCGACUACCACGACACUCAGGACUUUGCUGAAGAAAUCGGCGCACAGCAUUUCGAGACAUCUAGUAAAACGGGAAGCAAAGUGGAUGAGCUGUUCCAGAAGGUGGCCGAGGACUACAACAACGCUGUGUUCCAGAAUAUGACAGAAGAGACGGGAGUCAACUUGGACCACAAGAAAGACUCGUACUUUUAUUCUUGCUGCAACAGCAACUGACGCUCACCUGGGGAAGGAAGUACAUGCUGGAUCAGAACACAAAAAGCCACAAAACAUUCGCUUCUUUCGUGCCACGAGGAACCUCUGCCGGCUGGAGGUCGGAAUACGACAACAAAGAUUUCAUCCACCUGAGUUUUCAUCCAAAGCUGUGCUGGUCCAAGACAACUCAGCCACUUUGACUCGUUAUUUUUUGGGGCGGUUUUUAGUGAAAGGGUGACGAAGUCCUGGCAAAACAUAAGAAUUAAACCGCUUACCUUUUUGGUUUUGGAUGCGCAAAGCUGGAUUGUGUCUCCACUUCCUGUAUGUCAUCACAUGGUGAAGUCCUCCUUUGAGCUGCCUGACUGAAAAAGUGACUUUUCUAUAUUUCAACACUCACAAACUGACAUAAAUCACCUCAGAAUGAAUUUAGCCGUCAUGUUUUUGCAAUAUUUAUUGCCUUGAUUAAUCACGGUGCCGGAUAACACUUUGGAAAAAAAAUGCCUGAAUGUGUUUUUUUUUCUUCUUUUAAAUACAUGCUGGCAAAGAAUUUAAUAUAAAAUAUCUGGAGGAGUUCGAUUAAAUGUUACAUGAUUCAUUGCCAGUUUGUCCUCUUUGAUGGGAAAGAAGUGAUGAAAAUUUACAGAUUGCAAAUGGGAUCUACAGUACAAAAUGAUUGCCUGCUGCUUUUUAAAAUAAUUUUGCUAGUUUCAAACAUCUACACUGACUGUUUCAUAAACUGUGAAAUAAAUGUUUGUGCAUGAAAAACUUUUUA
This is a messenger RNA of Corythoichthys intestinalis (scribbled pipefish), 1860 nucleotides long. It is a transcript of the gene rab24, whose product is annotated as RAB24, member RAS oncogene family. Gene Ontology annotation, molecular function: GTP binding; GTPase activity. The record is from RefSeq and is a predicted model, not a curated record. NCBI's taxonomy places the organism in Eukaryota, Metazoa, Chordata, Actinopteri, Syngnathiformes, Syngnathidae. The transcript is spliced from 9 exons. Bases 498 to 1109 code for a protein of 203 amino acids. Gene Ontology annotation, cellular component: Golgi apparatus; endosome.